Messenger RNA from Fusarium pseudograminearum CS3096, 1425 nucleotides. RefSeq lists its product as uncharacterized. Gene Ontology annotation, molecular function: mRNA binding. The record is from RefSeq and is a predicted model, not a curated record. The transcript is spliced from 2 exons. Bases 1 to 1425 code for a protein of 474 amino acids. Gene Ontology annotation, cellular component: nucleus; cytoplasm. Gene Ontology annotation, biological process: regulation of RNA metabolic process; regulation of gene expression. Lineage: Eukaryota; Fungi; Ascomycota; Sordariomycetes; Hypocreales; Nectriaceae.
AUGUCUGCUUCUCCUACUCAACCCACCCAGUCGGCCAAGCGCCCUUUGGAAGAAGCCUCCUCGCCUUCGCGCGCCGGUGAUCAGCCUGACGCCAAGCGACCUACCCUUGAAAAGAUCAAACACGACGACGAUGACGAUGUCGAGGUCCCUGAAGCUCCCGUCGACAUUCCUGCUGAUGACCACGACGACAAGGUCAAUGGGGCCGCCAAGUCUGAAGACGACGAUGAUACUGCCCCGGAUCCAGCAUCCGACACCAAAGCUGCGGCUGCCGCGACGGUUGCUGCUUCUUCGUCCAAUGCCGUGACGUCUGCCGCCGCUCACGAUGAGACCUCCUGGAUUCAUGUUCGCGCUGUCAUCUCUAGCCCGGAGGCCGCCACUGUUAUUGGAAAGGGAGGCGAGAACGUCUCCAACAUCAGGAAGCUCUCCAACGCCAAGUGCACUGUCAGUGACUACCAGAAGGGAGCUGUCGAACGUAUCCUUACUGUCAGCGGAAUAGUAGACGCUGUGGCCAAGGCUUUUGGUUUGAUCAUCAGAACAUUGAACAACGAACCCCUUAACGAAUCUUCGACUGCAUCUUCGAAGACGUAUCCUCUCCGACUACUAAUUCCCCACAUCCUGAUCGGUUCCAUUAUCGGCAAGGGUGGUGCUCGUAUUCGCGAGAUCCAGGACGCUUCCGGUGCCCGAUUGAACGCGUCUGAUUCCUGUCUCCCCAUGUCGAGCGAGCGAUCUCUGGUCGUCAUGGGUGUCGCCGAUGCCGUUCACAUCGCAACAUACUACGUUGGUAGCACCCUGCUCGAGCAGCUAAAUGAUAGGUUCGGAGGCCCUGCUGCAUCUGCGUACGCAACACGAAGCGGCGCCCCUGCUGGUUCGAUUCCAGGAGGUAUGCAGGUUGUCCCAUACUCGCCUCAGCCCUCUUCAGGACACUAUGGGCGAAGUGAAAACUACGGCCGCCAUAACGACCGUCGCUCUCACCACCUGCCACCUGCGCCUUACCCUCAACAGUAUCCCCCUCACGCAGCCGCUCAAGCUAACCCUGCUAUGCCUAUGCAUUAUGGCGGUGCUCAAGGAGGAGGUGCAUAUGGUGCAGCUCCCCACGCCCAGCCUCACAUGCCUCCUCACACAGGUCCCCAACCACACGGUGGUGCUCCUCAAGCUCAGCCCAUGGGCGGCGCGAUUCCUGGUGGGCCCAUUACCCAGCAGAUUUACAUUCCGAACGACAUGGUCGGUGCCAUCAUUGGCAAGGGCGGCCAGAAGAUUAACGAGAUACGGCAAAUGAGCAACAGCGUGAUUAAGAUUAACGAACCGCAAGAUAACAGCAACGAACGACUUGUGACUAUCACCGGCACGGAGGAAUGCAACCGCAUGGCUCUUUACAUGCUUUACUCUCGACUUGGUGAGGUCCAAAACAAAUCCAGCACCAAUUAA